Messenger RNA from Stylonychia lemnae, 795 nucleotides. The record is from the annotation of a GenBank genome assembly. NCBI's taxonomy places the organism in Eukaryota, Ciliophora, Spirotrichea, Sporadotrichida, Oxytrichidae.
AUGAUUGAUAUUAUCAGUAAAAAGCAACUGAAUAAGUGCUUGGAAUUCAAAGAAAAGAUUAUCAAUUAUUUGCUCUAGUUCCAUUAAAUGAUGAAGUACUAAGGCAAGAUGUCAUCGGAAACAAUCCAGAAAUUGCUAUUAGGCUAGUGGAUUCUGGUAAAUCAUUAUUUCCCCUUACCAACUAUAGAACUUACGAUGAGUAGCGUUGAGGAGGUUAUGAGAUCUAGAGAUAAAUACAAGUCGAUGAUGCAAAAGACUAAUGAGGCAUUGCAGGCAUAUGUUGAAGAGAUUAAAAGGAUGAGGAAAUUCUUACUUGAAACUGGAGGAGCUGCUGAUAUCGAUGAUGAGUAUAUCUUAUAUUGGUAAUUUAUGCUUUAGAGCUAAAGAAAGUAUAUUAAAGAAGGCUAUGUAGAAACUUAACUUGAAAACUCAGAGAACUUGAGACUUGAAACCCAGACUACUAUUGAAACUUUGAGAGAAGAAUUUGAUCUUCUAGUUAAGGAAUUAGCCAAAUACAAAAAGAAGGAUAGUGCUGGUCCAUCUAAUGCAGAUUAAAAAGGAUCUCCAUCUUAACAGUAAAAUCCUAGCAACAAUUUGAAUAACUAAAAUUUUGGGAUGAAUGAGAACUAUGCUCCAUCUAAUAACAUCAGAAGUGACCAGAAAAACAAAAAAGAUUCUUAAUCCUCUAUUAUUGGUACUUCUAAUGCUCAAUAAAGUAAAAAGGACUAAGAAGGAAGUAAUUAGAAUUCAAAAGGUGCUCCAAUAGGUGUACCAAAACUGAAACUUGGAAAGUGA